AUGGCACCCUUCAUGGGCCUCAGAGGCUCUCGCCUCAAUGUAGCCACUAUCUUGCUGGUUGUGCUUCCAGCAUACAUGUGCUUCGGAUACAACCUGGCUGUUGCGGGAGGGCUGCUCACAAUGCCGUCUUUUAUUGAGCAGUUUCCAAAGAUGGAUACUGUUCAUAAUUCGAGCAAAUUCAACUCCAAUGUUCAAGGCACCGUCGUCGCAUUGUUUACCGUCGGAGGUAUGCUAGGAGCAUUGUCCACCAUCUUUGUGGGUGAUAUCUUGGGCCGGCGAAGAGUCAUAUUCAUUGCAUCAGCCUUGGUCAUCGUCGGCUCUCUUCUCAUGUCGUCCUCAUAUUCCUUUGGACAGUUUAUUGUAGCUCGACUCGUUCAGGGAUUCGGAACUGGCGCUACAACUGCGACUGUGCCUGUCUGGCAGUCAGAGAUAUCAGGCACAUCGCAUCGCGGAUCGCACGUCGUUACUGAAGGACUGUUCGUGUCGGUUGGUAUAGCGGCCUCUCUCUGGAUCGAUCUGGGAUUUUCUUUCAUUGACACGAGCUCGGUAUCGUGGCGUGUUCCUUUGGUCCUGCAAACCUCGCUUGCAAUCUUCGUCAUGAUAUUCAUUUUCCGGUUACCGGAAUCACCUCGCUGGCUGCUAGGUAAAGGCCGCGCUGAGGAAGCACGCCAGAUCUUGACUAUUCUUCGUGAUGUUGAUCCCGAUGACGAAGGUGUGCGUAACGAAAUCGCGGAUGUUCAAAAGUCGCUGGAACUAGUUUACAAUGUCAGCCGCUGGGAUAUUGUGAAAAUGGGAGAGAAGCGCAAUGUGCAUCGGCUAGCACUGGGAAUGACGAGCCAGUCAUUUGGACAACUCUGCGGCAUCAAUUCUCUCACUUUCUAUGCGACCGUCAUCUACGAUCAGCGGCUGCACAUGGGAGGUACUGAAUCACGCGUUUUGAGUGGUGCCAUGGUUACUAUCCAAAUUAUUGGCGCCCUCGCCGCUGUAUUUACGAUUGAUCGCUUUGGUCGUCGCCCUCUCAUGCUCACAAGUGCGACGGGCAUGUGUAUCUCAAUGGCUGUUCUUGCCGGUACAAGCUCGACAAGCGAUAAUCACGCGGCCCUCAUAGUCGCCGUGGUUGCUCUAUACGCCUUCAAUUUGUUCUACCCCUUCGGCUUCCUUGGUGUCCCAUUUCUCUACUCGACAGAGGUAGCGCCCCCGCAUCUACGCGCAAAGAUUAGCGGUAUCUCCAACUGUAUGACCUGGUUGUUCAACUUUGUCGUUGUAGAGGUUACACCCACUGGCUUUGAGACAAUCGGUUACAGAUAUUAUAUCGUUUGGGCAGUUAUCAACUUUGCCAUUGUCGCAACAGUUUAUUUCUUUUUUCCAGAAACGAAUGCGAGAUCGUUAGAAGAGAUGGAUGAGAUUUUUAUGGAAUCACGCAAUAUCUUCGACGCGCCGAGAAUAGCGCAGCGCUUGCCGCGGAAAUUGCAUUUAGAGGAUGACUUUGACGAGGGUAAAUACUAA
Talaromyces stipitatus ATCC 10500 is the source of this 1506-nucleotide messenger RNA. RefSeq names its product MFS sugar transporter, putative. The transcript has 2 exons. Gene Ontology annotation, cellular component: membrane. The coding region runs from base 1 to 1506 and encodes 501 amino acids. Gene Ontology annotation, molecular function: carbohydrate:proton symporter activity. NCBI's taxonomy places the organism in Eukaryota, Fungi, Ascomycota, Eurotiomycetes, Eurotiales, Trichocomaceae. Gene Ontology annotation, biological process: carbohydrate transport; transmembrane transport. The record is from RefSeq and is a predicted model, not a curated record.